UGGUACCUAGGUGGUUGAUUAGCGUCCAUUUGUGUUUGUGUUUUGAAGGGAAAAGUUCUUGUUUCUCUCUUUCUUGCUUAAAAUUCCCUAAAAAUCCACCAUGACUAGCAUCCUUGAUAAAUCCCUCGAUGAGAUCAUAAAAGAAGAGAAGAAAGCAAAACGAAAAGAAAUGUUAAAGAAAAAGAAACAACAACAGGGUAAAAAUAUAAUAAAAAAACAAGGUCAACUAGGCAUAAAACGCCAGGGAAAUGCUGCUAAAGGACCAGGACCUGCAAGGAAAGGCCAGGGACAACCUGGAAAAAACCAAAGACAACUUGGAAACAGAGGUAUGAUGAAAAAUCAAGGAGGGAAUCGACAACGAUCAAAUCAGCAACAAGGAGCAUCAAAUCAACAACAAGCAUCAAAUCAACAACGAGGGGCAUCAAAUCAGCAACGAGGAUCAUUGAAUAAAUUUAGAGGAGGAAAGCCCAAAGUUCUGGCCAACAAAUUAAAGAGCAGACAAGCUCUUAAUAAUGCUGGCAAGCAAAUGCUAAAUAGAGUGAAAAAAGCACAAGGAAAACGACAAAACCAGAACCGACAGAACCAACAGAUGAGACAAAAAGAUGCUCGACAAAAUAUCCUUGACAGAAGAAGAGGAAUCCAGACUUCAAAUCAAGUACAAGGCAACAGAGGUGGAAAAGUUAAUGCAGUAAGAAAUAAAAACAGACAAACAUCGAAUCAGCCUCAACGUCAGAAUCAAAACAAGCGUCAGAGAAACAGACAACAAAAGAAUCCUGGUCCAAUCAAGGAACUAAGAGUAUCAGUUGCCAAUCAAGUCCGCCAACAACCACAAAACAGGGUACAACAACCAAAGAAGAAAUUCAACAUCAAUAGAGCAACCUUUGCAAGUGGAAGGACUGGGACGACCCUCAAUGAUCGCUUCAGUGGAAGAAAAGUUUCAUUCUAGUGGAACUCCUUGAUACUUUAAGAUUUGAUUUUAUUCUAUAUUUUAUUAUUUUGAGAAUUCUUUAUUAAGAAAUUUUGUGUUCCUUUAAUCAUUAAAUAUUAAGGAUUUGAAACUUUUAGUCUUUUUCACAUCCGGUUUUAAGCUUCAUCAUGCCAUGUGAUCCCAUGAUGUUAACACACUAAAAUGGAAUAGACCUCUUUGCCCUGACGUAAUGUUUUCCCAUUUCAGACCACAUGUCAUUCCCUAGAGUAUCAUUUCUUUGUUUAAGGUUUGCUCUCGGCUGCACAUGAGCAGACACAUGAAUAUGGAUACAUCUCAAACAAAGGAUCUUAUUCUCAAGGGAAUGACAUGUGGUCUGAAAUGGGAAAACAUUACCCCAGCCGAAGGUGUCUAUUGAAACUAACAGUUUAAUUAAAAAUUAUUCUAUCAUACAUUUAGAGUACAAACACUUUAUAUAUUCAUGACACAGUAGUAUACAGCAGUAUUUUGUACUAGAGUCAUUUUACUUGGCCCAUGAAAUAAAGUCGUAUGAUUAGUGACCAACAGUCAAAGUAAAACAAAAGAAAAGAAAGAAUUAUUGUCUACUACUAGGUAUUAUGCUUACUUUUCUUCACGGGAAAGUAAAAUCACUCUACAUACGCGACCAGUUCUAUUUAGUACUAAAUACCAGUGAUAAAAAACCAUAGGCAUUGCACUAUUUUGUACUAUUUAAUGCAAAAAUUAAAUUUACUGCUAUAUAAUGUAAUCUUGAUGGCUCAGUUUUGAAAGUUAUUAAAGAGUUUUUAAUGUAAAUAAUAAAUGACCAGUUUAUGGA
This is a messenger RNA of Actinia tenebrosa (Australian red waratah sea anemone), 1760 nucleotides long. RefSeq lists its product as uncharacterized. The record is from RefSeq and is a predicted model, not a curated record. NCBI's taxonomy places the organism in Eukaryota, Metazoa, Cnidaria, Anthozoa, Actiniaria, Actiniidae.